AUGAAAGUUCGAUCGGAUAAAGAGUUUCCGCACAAGGUAGUUCUUCUCGGUGACUCACGAGUAGGUAAAACAUCCCUUCUUUCAAGUCAAAUGCAUAAAGAAAAGCAUUUAUCUCAAAAUCCGACCAUUGGUUGUCAAUGUAAUGAUGUUGAAAUGUUUGUUGAUAAUCAAAAAGUAUCAAUUCAGGUAUGGGAUACAGCUGGACAAGAAAUAUAUAGAGCACUCGUUCCAAUAUAUCUUCGAGAUGCCCAUGCUGCAAUAAUCGUUUACGACAUUACAGAUAUGAAGUCUUUCAAAGCACUUCCAGAGUGGAUGAAUACACUUUUUGGUAUUUUCCCACAAAAUUCUCCUUUAUUUUUUGUGGCAAAUAAAAUAGACUUAGAAGAAACGCGACAAGUUGAAGAUGCAGACGGAGAAGAAUUUGCACGAAAGAAUGGUGGUCAGUUCCAUCGUACUAGUGCUCUCUCAGGAGAAGGAAUUGAAGAAUUAUUUAAGGCUGUCGCCAAAGCACUUCUUCAAAGUCAAGUAACAAUGAAUGAGCAAGUUCUCAUUCCAGCAGAUAAAAAGAAAGAUGGUUGUUGUUAA
Messenger RNA from Trichomonas vaginalis G3, 585 nucleotides. Its product is annotated as GTPase protein. NCBI's taxonomy places the organism in Eukaryota, Parabasalia, Trichomonadida, Trichomonadidae. Gene Ontology annotation, molecular function: GTP binding; GTPase activity. Bases 1 to 585 code for a protein of 194 amino acids. The transcript has a single exon. The record is from RefSeq and is a predicted model, not a curated record.